AUGGGAGUAUUCACCUUCGUCGCUACUGUCUUCUUCCAGGUCUUUCCCUUUGUGGGAAACGACAACGGCCAGAUCCCCUUGGACCUGAACGUGCCCGUACCUGGUGUUCAAUUCCGGCCGUAUAUUCCGCCGGAGAUCGCAGAGCAGAUCUCGUACAAGCAGCCAGACAAGAACUUUGUCUGUCACUACCCUUCGCUGAUCGGAUGGGAGCUGUGCAAUGGGCCCGAUUCGCGCAACUGUUGGCUGCGGGACACCCAGACGAAGCAGCCCAUCUUCAGUCAGUUCGAUAUCGAGACGGAUUAUGAGGCCCUGUGGCCGCCGGGAAUUACCAGAGAGUACUGGCUGGAAGUCUCAGAGCAUACGAUCAGUCCCGACGGGUUUCCGAAAGCCGGUCAGGUUUUCAACGAGACCUACCCGGGUCCCUUAAUCGAGGCAUGCUGGGGAGAUGAGCUAGUAAUUCACGUCACCAACAAGCUCCCUGACAACGGAACGACAAUACACUGGCACGGUAUGUUUGUCAUCCAUCUUUCUCCAGCCAGAGCGUUCGCCAACUACACUCGAACGACGCCGAUGGGGUUAAUGCAAUUACCCAAUGUCCAAUUGCGCAAAACCAAACCUUUACCUACCGUUUCACGGCUACGCAGUAUGGCAUGUUGUAAUUCUCCAAGCCUAGAGUCGGAUGUCAUAGCUAAUCCUGCUUUCUCUUCUUCAGGCCACAGCUGGUACCACAGCCACUAUUCGCUCCAAUACCCCAACGGAGUCGCCGGACCCCUCCUUAUUCACGGCCCUAACAGCGCCAACUGGGAUCUCGCCUGGGACCCCAUCUUCAUGGAGGACUGGGUCCAUCAGAGCGCGUUCACGGAGUUUGUGCACGAGCUGUUCCCAAAACCUUUACCGGAGUCGGAUAGUGUGCUUCUCGGUGGGCAGGGUUCGUCUCGUUACCCAUUCAUUGACUUCGAUACAAAUCACUUACGAUGCCUUGUCACCAGCGCCGACAUGCAUUUUAUCUUCUCCAUCGACAAUCAUGCACUGAAGGUGGUCGAGACGGAUUUCGUCCCCAUCGAGCCGUAUGUAACGAACUCGCUUUCGAUAGCGAUAGGCCAACGCUACUCCGUCAUCAUCGAGACCAACCAGACAGUCGACAACUACUGGAUCCGCACUGUUCCCGUCCAGGCGUGCUCGUCGAAUAAGACCACCCUGACCGGCCUGACGGGCAUCCUGCGAUACGAGGGCGCGCCGACGGCGUUGCCGACGACAACGACCCAGCAGGGCAUUUCGUACGUGUGCGAGGACGAGCCGCUGGCGAGCCUGAAGCCCAUCGUCCGGUGGGAGGUCGGGUCGUCGCCGGCCAACAACGUCACCGACAGCACGUACGAGGUCGGGCAGCAGAUAGGGCGCGACGGAGUGCUGCGAUGGACGAUCGGGGAGAAGCCGAUGUUCCUCAACUUCUCCGACCCCACGCUCCUGUCGCUGGACAACAAGACGUUCGACCCAGAAUAUGAUGUGUACAAGUACGAUUACGACAAUAAAUGGGUUUACAUCGUUGUCACCGGCAACGGUGAAUUACUCCCACCCGUCCCCGGGCUUGACAACAGUACCCGCAAGUUUUUCAACGUAUCGCAUCCGAUCCACAUGCACGGGCACGACUUUGCCAUCUUGGGCCGGGGCGACGAGCCCUACAACGAAGACACGGAUCCGCUGACUUUCAACUACCACAAUCCACCCCGGCGGGACGUCGCCUUGCUGCCGAGCAACGGCUGGCUGGCGGUCGCGUUCCGCAGCGACAACCCUGGCGUCUGGCUGCUGCAUUGUCACAUCGCCUGGCACGCCAGCAGCGGGCUGGCGUUGCAGUUGCUCGAACGCCAAGGCGAGAUACUGGACGUGCUGGGCCGGCAGCGCGUCGGGGCGGUCGAGCAGACCUGUAUCGGAUGGGAUCAGUGGCUGAAGGAUGGUGAGAAGAUAGAUCAGGAAGAUAGCGGUAUCUAA
This is a messenger RNA of Rasamsonia emersonii CBS 393.64, 1986 nucleotides long. RefSeq names its product Multicopper oxidase. The record is from RefSeq and is a predicted model, not a curated record. Gene Ontology annotation, molecular function: oxidoreductase activity; copper ion binding. Bases 1 to 1986 code for a protein of 661 amino acids. The transcript is spliced from 14 exons. Lineage: Eukaryota; Fungi; Ascomycota; Eurotiomycetes; Eurotiales; Trichocomaceae.